Molecule: messenger RNA, 1766 nt
Organism: Catharus ustulatus (Swainson's thrush)
Lineage: Eukaryota; Metazoa; Chordata; Aves; Passeriformes; Turdidae
Gene: RCC2
Product: regulator of chromosome condensation 2
Exons: 14
Coding region: 86-1675 (529 amino acids)
Source: RefSeq, a predicted model, not a curated record
UGGAUUCGGAACCGCCACCAAAAAUAGUGCAAAGGCCCCGCGCUGCCGCUUUCUUUAUGCUGUACCUCUCGCCCUAAAAUCAGCCAUGCCCCGCAGGAAGGCGGCGGGGCCGCCCUGGGACGCGGCGGGCCCGGGCCCUCAGGGCGGCGGGCGGCGGCGGCCGGGCCCUCAGGGCGGCGGGCGGCGGCGGCCCCGGCCCAGCGGCGGCAGCAGCGGCGGCAGCAGCGAGGACGAGGCGCCCCGGGAGCGGCGGCCGCGGGACGGCAGCCCCGGGGCCCGCAGGCCCGGCAGGCCCGGCGCGGCGGCGGCGGCAGCGGCAGGGCCCGGAGGCCCCGCGGCCCGCGGGCAGAGCGUGGUGAUCUGCGAGCCCGAGCACAGCAAGGAGCGCAUCAAGCUCGAGGGCUCCCGGAGCCGGGGGCAGCUCCUGAUCUUCGGUGCCACCAACUGGGACCUGAUUGGCCGCAAGGAGGUGCCCAAGCAGCAGGCGGCGUACCGGAACCUGGGCCAGAACCUGUGGGGUCCGCACCGCUAUGGGAGCCUGGGGUCGCUGCGGGUGCGCUCGGUGGUGUCGGGGCCCUGCGCCGCGCACAGCCUGCUCAUCACCGCCGAGGGCCGCCUCUGGAGCUGGGGGCGGAACGAGAAGGGGCAGCUGGGCCAUGGGGACACGAAGCGCGUGGAGGCUCCGCGGCCGAUCGAGGCCCUGGCCGGGGAGUCCAUCGUGGCUGCGGCGUGCGGCCGGAACCACACCCUGGCACUGACCGAGAGUGGCUCCGUGUUCGCCUUUGGGGAAAACAAGUUGGGCCAGCUGGGGCUGGGGAACCAGACAGACGCCGUGCCCAGCCCCACCCAGAUCCUGUACAAUGGGCAGCCGAUCUCCAAGCUGGGCUGCGGGGCCGAGUUCAGCAUGGUCAUGGACUGCAAGGGGAACCUGUAUUCCUUUGGGUGUCCGGAGUACGGACAGCUGGGGCACAAUUCCGACGGGAAGUUCAUCGCACGGGCGCAGCGCAUCGAGUACGACUGCGAGCUGCUGCCGCGGCGCCUGGCGCUGUUCGUGGAGCGCACCAAGGACGGGCAGGUGCUGCCCGUGCCCAACGUGGUGGUCAGGGACGUGGCCUGCGGGGCCAACCACACGUUGGUGCUGGAUUCCCAGAAGCGUGUCUUCUCCUGGGGCUUUGGGGGCUACGGACGCCUGGGCCACGCGGAGCAGAAGGACGAGAUGGUUCCCAGGCUGGUGAAGCUCUUCGACUUCCCGGGACGCGGCGCCUCCCAGAUCUACGCGGGAUACACCUGCUCCUUCGCUGUCAGCGAGACAGGUGGAUUGUUCUUCUGGGGCGCCACCAACACCUCCCGGGAAUCCACGAUGUAUCCCAAAGCCGUGCAGGAUCUGUGUGGGUGGAAGAUCCGCAGCCUGGCCUGCGGGAAGAGCUCUGUGAUUGUGGCGGCCGACGAGAGCACCAUCAGCUGGGGACCCUCACCCACCUUCGGGGAGCUGGGAUAUGGGGACCACAAACCCAAAUCCUCCACGGCGGCGCAGGAGGUGAAAACCCUGGAUGGGAUCUACACCGAGCAGGUGGCCAUGGGCUAUUCCCACUCUCUGGUGAUCGCCCGGGACGAGUCGGAGGCAGAGCAGGAGAAGCUGCGGAAGCUCCCGGAGUACAACCCCCGCACCCUCUGAGGGGCCCUGACCCCAGUCCUGAUCCUGGUCCUGGUCCUGGUCCUGCUUCUCCAUCCUGGCCGCCGUUCUCCUUCCCGAUUCCCGCAUUCCC